Molecule: messenger RNA, 456 nt
Organism: Cryptomeria japonica (Japanese cedar)
Lineage: Eukaryota; Viridiplantae; Streptophyta; Pinopsida; Cupressales; Cupressaceae
Product: cadmium/zinc-transporting ATPase HMA3-like
Exons: 2
Coding region: 78-302 (74 amino acids)
Molecular function (GO): metal ion binding
Source: RefSeq, a predicted model, not a curated record
AAAGGCACUCUAUUCACAGUUUCAUCGUCUUGAUUUUGUAUUCAGUUUCGGAGGAUUUAUAAUAAUAAUAAGCCAUCAUGCGCAAAACAAAACUCAGGCUUCAGGGUACGUACAAGGAAUCCCAAAAACAAGAGAUUGAGAAACUCUUGCAAGCUUUGGAUGGAGUAGGGGAGGUUGAAGUUGAUUUGCAAGGGAAAUUCGUCAUCGUACACCAUAAUCCAAGAUCUCAAGAUGGAUCUGCCUUAGUUAAAGCGUUGGGGAAACGUUUCAAGGCCUCAAUUGAAGGGUUUACAGACUAUUAGAUUUGUAUUUAUACAGUUCCUCUAUGUAUAUAGUUGCUUUCCUCAUAUUGUUCCUUUUUUGAUAUUGUAUUUAUGUAUCUUUCCCUAAGUGCAGUUAGCUUCAGGCUUGCAAGUCUCUUUUUGUAUCUUGCCCCAUGAACAGUUAGCCUUGGUG